Homalodisca vitripennis (glassy-winged sharpshooter) is the source of this 1663-nucleotide messenger RNA. Its product is annotated as RB1-inducible coiled-coil protein 1-like. Gene Ontology annotation, cellular component: Atg1/ULK1 kinase complex; extrinsic component of membrane; phagophore assembly site membrane. Gene Ontology annotation, biological process: piecemeal microautophagy of the nucleus; positive regulation of protein phosphorylation; reticulophagy. The record is from RefSeq and is a predicted model, not a curated record. Bases 80 to 1663 code for a protein of 527 amino acids. Gene Ontology annotation, molecular function: molecular adaptor activity; protein kinase binding. The transcript is spliced from 9 exons. Lineage: Eukaryota; Metazoa; Arthropoda; Insecta; Hemiptera; Cicadellidae.
CAGUUUGGAAGAGGUGGAAGCUACGUUGGCCAACAUUCCUCUGCUGCCGAGCCUGGCAAAGCAAGUCUCCCAGGACCCUAUGACCUCCAUCUCCAGCUGCAAGGAUAUUGAAGAGCAGAGGGACAACAUGACACUACUCGACUGGCUGCAAGCGCGUGGUUCCGGUGACACCGUCCAACAACUCUCGCAGACUUGCAUGAGAGACAUUCAACAGUUCACCGAAGAAACUGUCUCCAACAUACAGACGCCUCUUACAAAGUUGAUGGUCAGCUUUGGGGACAAAAACAUGAGGACUAUCCAAGGCCUUCCAGAGAGGUUUUCUGGUCUUGACAAACUCCUCAAUAAACUCUCUUGUCUUGUGAAGGAACAGGGAGACCUCGCAGAGGCUAUGGAUAUGAAUUCCCGAAAAGCCAACAUGCUGGGAGACACAUCCAUUCUGCCAGACCUGUGCAUGAGUCACCGGCGCCAGUUAAUUAUAAUGCAGAGAAACCAUGGGAAAAUCAUGGAGAUUAACUGGCGCGUGGAUCAUGCAAAGAGGGAGAUGAUCAAGAUCCUGAAUGGACGUUUGAAAUGGACAUACAGUGUUCAGUGCCAGAUGGCAGCAUUAUUAGAACACACUCACAUGAGUUCCUCCGGGUUGGCGACACUGAAGGAAAAGCUAAACUUAGUUCAGCAGAUCCACACUGUCCCUAGGCUCUAUUUCACAGCUGUGGAAGAAGUCGUACGCAGGAGAAAAUUCUCUUGUACAUUUCUUAAGUGGGCCAAUGGAAUCUCUAGUCAACUAAGCUCAAUUCAUGCAGCUGAAGUUGACAAACGUGAGCUCUUCCAGACCCUAUUUAAAGACCACAUUUUGAGCAGUCUCUUUCCUGGACUACAAGACUUUCCUCCACCUUUUGCAACCCAGGCUCCAGAGCCAUUUGAUACCAAACUACCCAAGCUGGAAUUAGACAAUGUAAAGAUGCUAAAUGAAGAUAUGAUCCCAGAUUUUUCCACACCAGUUUCUUUGCCUGAUUUUAAAGCCCUUUCUCAGUUCUUUCAGUCAAACUGUAUUAUAAGCCCAAAGAAACCAAAGGAGGAGGAAUGCUUGUUGGAAGAAGAGAGAGCAAUAGAACAACCCUUGGAGAGCCAACCCUCUGGGUCAGGAACAGGACCUGAACUGGAAUUAAUAAACUCGCUAGAGUAUACCGAGAAUAGAGUAGAUUGCAAGGAAGAUGAAGUGAGUCAGCUGCACCAGACGAAGGAGCAAGUACAGAAAUUCAUAGCCACCGUGAGGAAUGAUCUUGGUUCGUUGAAGGAAUGCCUUCACAGUGAGCACAAUCACGUCCACAGCCUACUGCAGCAGUUGACCAGUGCAUACCGCAGUGAGGCGGACAUCAAGGAUCAACAUAUCUAUGAGCUGAGACAGGAGGUGGCCUGUCAAGAAGCGGAAAUUGAAGAGUUGCGGAAACAAUUGGCAAGGAGUCUGGAGGCAGGAAAAAGGGAGAGGGAACGGAGAGAGCAGGCGGAGGCCGCAAGGAACCAGGCAGUGAGUGAGGUCGCGAGACAGCUGAUCCAGGAUCACGAUCGAGAGAUGGCAGCUGCUCGCACUCGCUUCCGCCUUGUGGCCACAGCCACAUCGAUGACCGCUGCUAUAUUAAGCUCAUUUUGGAGUGGAUGGGUGUAA